Molecule: messenger RNA, 1661 nt
Organism: Chenopodium quinoa (quinoa)
Lineage: Eukaryota; Viridiplantae; Streptophyta; Magnoliopsida; Caryophyllales; Amaranthaceae
Product: mitochondrial substrate carrier family protein B-like
Exons: 7
Coding region: 354-1358 (334 amino acids)
Biological process (GO): transmembrane transport
Source: RefSeq, a predicted model, not a curated record
CACUUAACCUUAGUUUACUAGAAACCUGAGCAGUAAAAAAACCGUGGUUUAGUCGGUUUAGAGUUAGUUACGACGUCGUUUUACUCCCUCAAAUAUAAUCCCAAAUCACCUGAUUUUCACCUUUCGUUCAAACCACGCAGAAAUAUACCAGCCAAUUUUCAAUUUCUAGGGUUUAUACUCUUCAAUUCCAAAUUUAAUUCACCAAUAAAAAAUCUCUUCAAAACUUUAAAUUUUUCUAGAUUCUUAUGAAUUCAUACUAGGGUUUCCUUUAAAUUUUGAAUAAUCUGAAAAAAAAACCCACAAAUUUUGUUGAAUUUGGAGAGAGAAACAGAGGAGAGAGAAAGUGAUUCGUAAUGCAGACGGAAGCAAGGGUUGGGGUAGUCGUUGAUGGAGGACAAAGAGAUGGAUGUGCGCGUAAAUAUGUACAGGUGAAUCAACAACAGAAAGCCCAAAUUGGGACGGUUUCUCAGCUUCUUGCCGGCGGAAUUGCCGGCGCCGUUAGUAAAACUUGCACCGCACCGCUUGCUCGUCUCACUAUUCUUUUUCAGGUGCAAGGCAUGCACUCAGAUGUAGCAACAUUGAAGAAAGCUUGCAUCUGGAAGGAGGCUUCACGAAUUAUGCACGAGGAAGGAUUAAGAGCCUUCUGGAAAGGAAACUUGGUUACAAUAGCUCAUCGCCUUCCUUAUUCCUCCGUCAGUUUCUACUCAUACGAACGAUACAAGAAUCUUCUGCAGUCAUUUCCUGGAUUAGAAAGUAGUAGUGAAAAUAUAGGCGCACAUAUCUUUGUGCGGCUGACAGGUGGCUUUUUAGCUGGAGUAACUUCUGCAGCUGCUACUUAUCCUCUAGAUUUGGUGAGGACACGGCUUGCUGCACAAACAAAUGUGACAUAUUACAAAGGUAUAUGGCAUGCACUACAUACCAUUAGUAAAGAAGAAGGCGUUUUUGGUCUUUAUAAAGGGAUUGGGGCAACACUUUUGAGUGUGGGGCCAAAUAUAGCGAUCAGCUUCUCUGUAUACGAGACUUUGAGGUCUUAUUGGCAGUUGCAGAGGCCCCAAGAUUCCACUGUGCUUGUGAGUCUUGCUUGUGGAAGUAUAUCUGGUGUUGCGUCAUCCACUGCAAUAUUUCCCAUUGAUUUGGUAAGACGAAGGAUGCAAUUGGAAGGAGCUGGUGGUCGUGCACGUGUAUACAACACUGGUAUUUUUGGUACAUUUAAGCAUAUCAUCCGGACAGAAGGAUUGAAAGGACUGUACAGAGGGAUUCUCCCUGAAUUCUAUAAGGUUGUCCCCAGUGUAGGCAUUGUUUUCAUGACGUACGAGACAAUGAAGAAGUUUUUGUCGGAUAAUGCUGUAGAUCAGUAGCUUCCUGUUGGAAACAAAUGUUCCAGUAAGGAUGUAUUCAGAUUGACAGAGAAGUUUUUCGAUAUGCUGCUCCAUUGAUGUCUUUGCAACCUCUUUUUACUUUGUCUAGACCGCUAGUUUGGUGGCAAAUUUUGCUCCUGUCACCCUUAGAAAAUUUACUUGUAUACAUCAUUGAAAAAUGUUUUUAUCAAUGUUAAGUCGUGUGGAGAAUGUGCUCAUCUCCUUUCUCAGAUAUUUCUCUCAUUUUGAAGCCCUUGUAUGAGAAUAAAUUAGAAUCAUAAUGGAAAGGAAUUCGUAAAGCAA